Molecule: messenger RNA, 3259 nt
Organism: Neodiprion fabricii
Lineage: Eukaryota; Metazoa; Arthropoda; Insecta; Hymenoptera; Diprionidae
Product: ribosome biogenesis protein BRX1 homolog
Exons: 4
Coding region: 370-1437 (355 amino acids)
Biological process (GO): ribosomal large subunit assembly; rRNA processing
Cellular component (GO): nucleolus
Molecular function (GO): rRNA binding
Source: RefSeq, a predicted model, not a curated record
GGUGCUAAAAGUGGUUCGCAAAAUGUCCCUCGAUUCUGCUGCCAAUUUCCACCACUAGUGGCGCUAGUAGUUACCUGACGAGCUUGCGCGCGGUCAGCGAGGGCAGCGAGCGUGUCAGAAGUCUACUACUAGCGCCACGUACAGGAACUAAAAAACGGGGACAAGACGCGUACAAUUUUUUAGUAUACGAGCAGUGGUGAGUAUCAGAGGGCUGCUCCUGGUCAAUCUCUCUGUAAGCCUAUGGGUGAUGCACGUUCAGUUACACUUACCUAUAAUAUAUUUUGGUGGUGAAAGCCCGCCGCGUGCCGCACGUGUUAACCUCACAUUUUGGUAACACGGUUUCCUGAGUGAACUGGUUUCACAGCAAAAAUGGUAAAGAAAAGUGUAAAAAGAAAGCGUAAGGAGAGUGAGAAGGCUAAAAAUGUUGAAACCGAAGAAGUGGUGAAGUUGCCGCCAUCGAAACGAUCGUCCGAUGAACCUGCGCCGAAAAAGACGAGAUGGAUAAACAAACAACGGGUGCUAGUAUUCGCAUCACGGGGAAUCAACCACAGAGAUCGUCACCUAAUGGAAGAUAUUAAACGACUUAUGCCACACCAUCGCCCAGAGAGUAAAAUGGAGCGAUCCAAAAAUUUGCAAGUUAUUAAUGAGAUGUGUGAAAUGAAAAAUUGCAACAAAGCCAUGCUUUUCGAGGGCCGAAAAAAAAGAGAUCUGUACAUGUGGUUGUCUAAUGUUCCAACUGGACCAUGUGCGAAAUUUCUUGUUGAAAAUGUUUAUACAAUGGCAGAAUUGAAAAUGACUGGAAAUUGUCUCAAAGGGUCAAGACCAUUGCUAUCUUUUGAUGAGAAUUUCAAUGAGAAACCUCAGUAUGGUGUCCUGAAAGAAUUAUUGACACAAAUAUUUGGAGUACCAAACCACCAUCCAAAAAGUCAACCAUUUUUCGACCAUAUUUACACAUUUAGUAUUUUAGAUAAUCGAAUAUGGUUUAGAAAUUUCCAAAUUUUAACGGAGGAUGGAGCACUAGCUGAAAUAGGCCCCAGAUUUGUUCUUAAUCCUGUGAAAAUUUUUACCAGCAGUUUUGGUGGUGAAACGCUUUGGAAUAAUCCGUAUUAUAUUUCUCCAGCUAAGUACCGUCAGUCAUUGACGAAAAAAGCAGCUGGUAAAUACAUGAACAGGAUAGAACAGAAAUUGAAUGCAGAAUCUAAUAAGCCGGCGGAAUCUUAUGCUUUGAACCCAUUAGAUGAGAUAUUCAAAGGGGAUCCCCUGGCUGCGGCAGAAAAAAUGGAAGAGUUACAAGAGCAAGGAAUUGACGAAUCUGCCAAAGUUGAAAAGAAAAAAUCCCUUAAAGUAAAGUUCGUUAAGAAAAAACCGAAAAAGCAUUUAGUGGGUAAGCAGAAUAAGAAGAAAAAAUCAAUAGUUGCUAAAAAAAUUAAAAAUUGAACGAAUUUAUUGUACGAACUUCUGCCGCACUGUGUUGUAAUAAAAUACAUGCAUAUAAAAUAUUAUCGUGUAUAAUUACUGUCAAUUACGAAUGCCAAAUCCUUCGUGUGAAUGUUAGUAGUUGUUUUAUUUAAAAUUAUGUUCACUUUCAAAUGUAAACUUCAGUGUAUAAUAUUGGUUCCUUAAUUUAGAUUCAGGUAUUACAUUAAAGUUAGAAGCAUCUUCGAACAGCAGUGAGUAAAUGCCAUAGGAUAGCUCACGAUGCCUUAAAAAGUAUCAAAAUCCAUUAUUUUCUUCAUAAAAAUCUUAUUGAGGAUUAGAACGUUAUAAAAAACCUAUAACAAUUUAUUAAAUAUCACACGCAGAAAUAUAUUCAUGCCUAUAUAUGUAUAUAUCUCUCCCGACAAAAUGUAUUAUUUCUUCUGAUGUACGUUUCUACAACAGCCUGCCAAAAUCAUUCAAAAUAGAAAUAUUAGUACUAUCAUAUGGUAAGCCAAUAACUUUCUUCAUAAUCAACGCAAUCGUAUAAUUGCUACAAAUUUUGUGUGAUAAACUUAAUAACAGUUCUUGUAAAAAAUAUUCUAUUACCACAAAUAUAUAUUUUAUGAUCAUAACAAAUCGCGAAAAGCGUGUUUGCUUAUACCUACGUAUGUAUGUACAAAGUAAUUCCAUUUAAUCUAGACAGUAGACAAUGUAUCUGAAUGAAACUGCGAGUAAAUGGUUCAGACGUGUGUUGUACAAUAUUCCUGGACGGUACAAAUAGAAAAUACAACCUUGUUCAUAAAAGUCUUAAUCUUCAAAAUGUUAAACAACAUGAAUGAUUUUUGCAAAUUAUUAACAUUGGAUUAUUUGUUACAUAUUUAUGAACAGAAAAAAUUGUGAAUUAUUUAACAAGAGUUAAGAACCACCGAAUAGUUGUCUCUUUAAGGAAAUAAAUUGAGAGUCAUGAUAUGGAAAAGUCUUUCAUUUAAUUUUCGUUUGAGAAUCAUGUAAUUUGAGAAAAAAAAAAUAUGUUGAAUUUUGUACUUCUAUCAAUAGGCAAUAUUUUUCUGUAGAUGGUAUGGUUAACAUCUAUAUCACAAUUGUGAAAGUAUUGAUUGUUUUCUCGAAAGCCUCGAUCAGCUAUUCGAAUUCGUGUCCAGAUAUUUUGGAAUGCAUGCGAAAUUAGAGGCACUUAAACAGGAUAAUGUUAUAUGCAGUUAAUUCUAUUCACAAAUUGUGCACAAUGUUUUUGUGUAUCACUAUAUUUUUAUUAUCACUAAUCGGUGUUCGUAAUUCUAGUAUAUGCUGUAUUUACGACAAUCAAUAUUUCCUGUUAGCUCUAAUAUUUUGAACGUUUAAGGUACGUGAAGUAAAACUUGACAAAAAUUUUAUGUUAUUCAAGAUAACUGAUGUGCAUAGUAAAUUUGAAUAUUAUUGAGGAAGUAUUUAUUAUUAGAAAGACUUUAACGGAUGGAAAAAAACCAGAGUUCAAACUGUCUUAAAGUGAACUGUGCGUGAUUGUAAAAUUACUAAAAAGAUGUGUAUAUGCUAUGAUUGCACUGAUGAUAUCGAUGAUAAGUUAUUCUCAUAAUAUUUACGUUAGAUGUAGUCAGAAAAUUUACAAUGCUAAGAAGCUCGAAAAAAGUGAGCAAAUUUAUUUUUUUGCAAGUAACUCACGUUAAAAAAAUGCUUAGCCAGAGAAUGGCCAGCAUUGAAUUUCCAAAUAUAUCUAUUGAUUCGUAUAUGUAAUAUUCAUAACUAAACCAGGUUUAUGAUAUCUAUAGAUAAUGUUUCAUAAAAAGUAUUUAAAAAAAAACUGUUCCGUAAAUUGCGUGAAAAA